AUGGUCGUCUCUGUUUCUAAUAUUGGCCAUGAUGGACACAUUAUCGUCUACAUGUCAGACCACGAUUGCCUGAUAAAGAAGCAAGGAAUCAAAGACUUGGGUGAGAACAAUGGAGUUGUGCACCAAAUUCAUGUCGACAUACCAAUCAGUGGUGUGAACACAGGGAAAAAAAUAUUUAUCACGUACCAGACUGCACGUUCUCGAACGCGACCGCCAACCUUGGCUACGGCCCCACCAACACCAAACAUUUCCGCUUGUUCUACGACUCAGACAACGACCGUCACAUGGGAAUUAGCGAAAAUUUGUCAUUUGCAUGUCAACUUCCCCACCAGAGAAAACAGGAUCCUCGACCUCAUCUUGGCGGAUGCGCCCUGCAUCUCUGACGUCGCCUCACACGCUCCCCUAUCAACUUCGGACCACAAUAUUAUUUCCUUCACAGUGUCCUCCCUUUGGCUGAAGAGUGAAAGCAUUCUGUACAGAGAUUUCAAAGGCCGCAGGACGCGCAGAAAAAAUAAAGCAUGA
Ostertagia ostertagi is the source of this 522-nucleotide messenger RNA. NCBI's taxonomy places the organism in Eukaryota, Metazoa, Nematoda, Chromadorea, Rhabditida, Trichostrongylidae. The record is from the annotation of a GenBank genome assembly.